This is a messenger RNA of Rubroshorea leprosula, 1301 nucleotides long. Lineage: Eukaryota; Viridiplantae; Streptophyta; Magnoliopsida; Malvales; Dipterocarpaceae. The record is from the annotation of a GenBank genome assembly.
CACUAGAGCUCUUGCAAGGAAGAUGGUUGACGAAGCUAAUUUAGAGAAGGUCGCUUUAGAAAAUCGUGUUGAAAGUAUGGAAAAUACUUUGAAGGAAUUGAUGGCUUCCUUCCAAUCUUUUCAAGCAACCUUAGUCACAAGGGCACUUUUGACAACAAAUCCCUUGUUUGAAGGAAAUGUUUCAGUGGCAAAUCUCCCUAUCACCAUAUCUACUCUUGGAAAGGAGCCAAUGUCAUCUUGCCCGCCAAAUCCAACUAUUGGUGGAACUUUUGGGACAAAGCCAUUUGUUCUAAAUGCUGGUGUUACUACAGUUCAGUCUAAUGAUCAAGAAGGGACUCAAGUUGUCAAGUCAAUCACAGAGGAUGAAGACAAGGCAAUUAAAGCGAAGGAUGGAAUCAAGUCUAGAAUUAUCAUGGAUUAUCAAGCAAUGAAGAGUCUCCUUGAACAAUACCAAAAUGAUAGUUCAGGGGUUUCUAGUUCAAAGAAGGAGAAUGAGAAUAGCACUAUAAGUUCAGUUUAUGAGGCGCAUAAUCAGUCACGGGGGCAGUUCAACAAUCGGUUCCAAGCUCCAACUUAUCAAUCAACCUCUUUCACAAGUCAAUCAAGGCCCAUUUAUGCCUCUGGAACAAGUCGUCCACAACAAGAGAAAAAGAGACACUAUUUUGAUAAACUUCCAAUGUCAUAUACUGAAGUGUUUCGACAGUUAAUAGCAGCUAGGCUUGUUACCCCUGUACCUAUGGUGCCAUUAAAUCCACCAUUUCCAAUAUGGUAUAACCCACAAGCAAGAUGUGAAUACCAUAGUGGAGGUGUUGGGCAUGACCUUGAAAAUUGUCUUGCUUUAAAGCACCGUGUCCAAGAUCUAAUAGAUGCAAAGGAGUUACAAAUUACAUCAGAACCUGAGGUUGUUGGUCCAAAUGUCAUUAAAAACCCUUUACCCACACAUGAUGGUCCAACAGUUAAUAUGAUCGAGAAAGACUCCAAUAAAGGUCAUGAGGUUAUUACAUCAACAUAUAAUGAUGGUUUGAGCGCUUCUUUUGAGAAGUUGAGCAUAUGUGUCAUUGAUGAAGCAAAGGGUGAUGACAAGCUUAUUCUGCCCACUCAUGGUGAAGCUUUAGACAACAAGAUAGUGGAGAUUCUUCCUGUUCCUAUCAUUAAAUCGUAAGAUGUGUCAAUCUUCUUGUGGUUGAGCUUGUGACCAUGAGAAGAGAUGGUUAAAACAAGCCUUUUAUAUUUUAUGAAGCAUUGUAGGCAUGACAAAUAAUGUUCCAUUCAGUCCAUUUCAAUCAAUGAUGUUACUUUCA